AUGAGAGUUUUUAGAAUCCAGACCGUCCACGCCACCGAAGAAAGAGAUGUCCUGUCCGUGGAAGAUACCAAGGAUAUUUGGCUGUUUGGCGUGACGGUUGUGGGGUUCUUUCUGCUUGGCUUAGGUGAUGCCCUGCUCUACCGGAAAGUUUCCAAGACAGCAGCUUUCAAGGAAAUCAACAAAUGGACCACGGAAACGGUGCGAUUCAAGGCAUUGGAAGAUCGCGUCGAGGCUCGGAUCGAGAACUGGCUCCAUAAACUCACGGUUUGGUCCAAGGAAGGAUGGAGAAAAGUGGAUGCUACUUUGCGCCAGGUGACCUACCUUCAGAUGCCGCUAGACCUCUUGAUCAAGAAGACUUCAGCCCACAAGUCCGAGAACACGGAGAAGUCUCAGAUCAUGAAGAAAGGCGGCAUGAAGCGAGUUCUGGUGCUCGGUACGGGAUAUGUCUCCGGCCCAAUCAUAGAGUACCUGACCCGAUGUGACAAGACGCAGCUGACUGUGGCAUCUGUGACCAUGAAGACGGCACAGGAUCUGUCGACCAAAUACCCGAACACGAUCCCCGUCAAGCUGGACAUCAGCAGCCAGGAAGCACACCUCGUGUCCCUCAUACAAGACCAUGACAUUGUCAUCAGCCUGCUUCCCCAGGGCCUUCACCCCCAGGUGGCCAAACACUGCAUUGAAAAGAAGGUCAACAUGGUCACCUCCAGCUACCUUAGCCCAGCUAUGAAGGACCUGCAUAAUAGGGCAGUAGAGGCGGGCGUGUCUCUUGUGAAUGAGAUGGGAUUGGACCCUGGUAUUGAUCAUAUGCUAGCCCAAGAGUGUAUUGAUCAGGCCAAAGCUGAUGGAUGCGCUGUAGAAUCAUACGUGUCGUACUGCGGCGGACUUCCUGCUCCCGAGUGUUCAGACAAUCCUCUGCGCUACAAGUUCAGCUGGAGUCCUUCUGGCGUUCUCCUUGCCUCCAUCAGCCCUGCCGUCUUCCUUCGCGACAAUCAGCUGGUUAGUAUUCCAGGAGGCGGUGGUCUGAUGGAUGCCGUCACGCCAAUGGAAUUCUUUCCUGGCUUCAACUUUGAAGGUUAUCCCAACUGCGACAGCACCAAGUACGCAGAACUCUACGACAUACAAGACACGCAUACAUUGCUCAGAGGAACGCUUCGAUACAAGGGUUUCUGCAGAGCCAUGCGUGGUUUUGUCAAACUGGGUCUGAUCAACAGCGAGCCUUGUCCCAUCCUCCGCAACGCAUCAUCACCUGUCACAUGGAAAGCUAUUCUGUGUCAUGUGAUGGGUUUGCCCGCUUCGACCUCCAGCGAUGUGUUUGAAGCCGCAGUGUACGAACGCGUCGAUCGGGAUGACUGCAGCAUGGAUUCCCUCAAAUGGUUUGGCAUGCUAAGUGACGAUCCAAUUCCUCACGCCGACAGCAUUCUCACUGCACUCAGCAGACUUCUUGAAGCCAAACUCUCUUUCGGCAGCGGUGAGCGCGACAUGAUUGUGCUGCGUAGCGAGUUUGGCCUCCGUCACCCGACAGGCGAACUAGAGAACAAAUGUGUCAGUUUGGUGGUGUACGGCGAAAAUGGACGGUUCUCCGCCAUGGCAAAGACUAUCGGAUACCCUGUCGCCAUUGCUGCACGCAUGCUCCUCGAUGGUGAGAUAUGUACCAAAGGUGUCUUGCUACCCAUCAGUAAGGAGAUCUACGUGCCCAUAUUGAAGCGUCUCAAGGACGAAGGCAUGAACAUCACCACCACCAGCACCCUUGUUGAAUAUUCAUGA
Messenger RNA from Nerophis lumbriciformis (worm pipefish), 1764 nucleotides. The record is from RefSeq and is a predicted model, not a curated record. NCBI's taxonomy places the organism in Eukaryota, Metazoa, Chordata, Actinopteri, Syngnathiformes, Syngnathidae.